Molecule: messenger RNA, 1265 nt
Organism: Phoenix dactylifera (date palm)
Lineage: Eukaryota; Viridiplantae; Streptophyta; Magnoliopsida; Arecales; Arecaceae
Product: homeobox-leucine zipper protein HAT22-like
Biological process (GO): regulation of DNA-templated transcription
Molecular function (GO): sequence-specific DNA binding; DNA-binding transcription factor activity, RNA polymerase II-specific
Source: RefSeq, a predicted model, not a curated record
UGAUGGUCCCUAAGGAAACUGCCGGGAAGAAUUAUUCGCUGACUUGAAUGAGAUAUACACAUUUGUUUCCAUGCCUAACAAAUACUGCACAAAUAUGAGCUCCUCUCUCUCUCUCUCUCUCUCUCUCUCUCUCUCGCUGUGUGUGUGUAUUAAAGGCUCUCAAUGCAGCAGAUUCCAACGCACACUCUAACUCCCCAUAUUAAAUAUCUAGCAGAAACUCCCUCCCCUCCUCAUCACCAUUUCCUUGCUCCGAUAUAAAGCCUUCACAUUCGCAUUCAGCCUUCCAUCUCCAUUUUUACCAGCAAAAGUCCUCUUGGGCUUCACCUUUCCUUUGUCUCUCCCUCUUGCACGGAACCGAAUAGCCAGGCAUGGAAGAAGAUGAAUGCAACGUCAGCCUUGGGCUUGCAAUAGGUGGUGGCGGGUACUCCACCUCCAACCAGAGUCGCGACGGUGGCCGGAAGCCUCCCGUUCAAUUCCACAUCCUAUUUCCCCCUCGACCGAAAGGAGAAGAGGAAGAAGAAGAGCCGACGAUAGAAGAACGACCUGCAAACAAAUCAGGAUCCAAGAACAUCGAUGAAGAGGAGGAUACCAGUACCAACGACGUGAGCGGUGGUGUCAGCUGCAACCAAGCUGGCAAGAGGAAGAAGCUCCGGCUCACCAAACAACAGCUAACGUUGCUUGAGAACAGCUUUCAAGAGCACAGCACCCUUAAUCCGCCCCGGAAGCAGGAACUGGCUGACCAAUUAAACCUCCGGCCUCGGCAAGUUGAAGUCUGGUUCCAGAAUAGAAGAGCUAGGACUAAAUCGAAGCAGACUGAGUUGGACCGUGAAUUCCUUAACAAGUGCUGUGAGAACCUAAGCAACGAGAACCAGAGGCUAAAAAGAGAGCUGGAAGAGCUGAAGUCGAUGAAGCCCGGGUGCCCGUUCUACGUCGGCAUCCCAAAGGUGGCGACACUGACCUUGUGCCCAUCCUGCGAGCGGACCAUGGCGGCUGGCGGUCAGAAAGGAAUUGGUGCUUUGGACGUCAUGAAAAGCUUGCGUGUACCUGUAAAUAAUGGACUUGUCGGCCUCUAGAACUAACAAGUGAUAGAAGGUUGCCAAGGCAUACAAGUAGGAGAUGGAAAUGGAUGAUAUAUAGGACUAAAGACGAAAGAGAACAAGAUUGGAAAAGGUCUAUUAAUUUGAUGAAAUUUGUAUUUAUAUGAGGGUUAUCUAUAUAUCUAGCUAGUUAUAUAUAAUUCAAUACAAAUACAAACUUGUUAUCAA